CCAAGAGCUCACCAAGGAGCACAACCGUCCCCUCUUCCCAGCGUCCUUAACACGUACCUACCAUGGCAUCUUCCUCUGCAGCGCUGCAGCAGAGUCUGGGCGAGUCGGAAGUGUUCGACCUCGUCUGUGACUACCUGCGCACGCGUCAGUUCUUUGAGGCUGAGCGCACAUUACGCUCUGAACGUGAGCAGGCUGAGACCACGGGCUCCCCUAGGGCCGCGUCCCCCGUAGCAGCCGCCAACCAGCAGGAUGCGACGCCGUCAGAAGACGCCACUGCUCCUUCGCUGGCUUCUCGUCUCGAGUUCAUGCUAGAGCGCAGCUACGUGACGCAGCUGGUGUCCGGUACCGGUCAGGAAGAACCUGAGAAGAUCUUCGUGCCUCGUCACGAGCUGGAGACGACGCCCAAGCGCGCACGUGCCAAUCUGGAUGGCAACGAGGCGCUAGAGAUCGAGGACGUGAACCGCAACACGUUGGAGGAGGGAGACGACGAGUUUAACAUCAGUACGCGCAUCGUGAGCUUCGAGGCCUGCAAGGACGACCCACAUGGCUCGGCCACCAUGCCUAUUUACCAGACGUCUACGUUCGCGCAACCUUCAGGCACCACGUUCGGCGCCUACGAUUACACGCGCUCAGGUAACCCCACACGCGCGGCUCUGGAGCGUCAGAUGGCCGAGCUGGAGGGCGGACACCGUGCCUUUGCCUUUACCAGUGGCAUGGCCGCGCUGUCCGCUGUCUCUCGUCUGGCUCAUGCCGGCGACGAGAUCGUACUCUCUGACGACUCGUACGGCGGCACGUACCGCCUACUGAGCAAAGUCGCCACCAAGAACGGCGUCGAUGUUAAGUACGUGGACCUGUCGGGCGAGAACGGUCCGAAGAACCUGCUGGCGGCACUCAGUGACAAGACGAAACUAGUCAUGAUGGAGUCCCCCACCAACCCCAUGCAGCGCAUCUGCGACAUCAAGCGUCUCGCCGAAGCUGCGCACACAGUCGGCGCCUUGUUGUCCGUGGACAACACGAUGAUGAGCCCCAUUCUACAGAACCCUCUCAAACUCGGUGCUGACAUCGUAGUGCACUCGGCCACCAAGUUCAUCUGUGGCCACAGUGACACCAUGUCUGGCAUCGUCAUCGCCAAAGACCCGGAGCUUUGCCGUGACGUUUACUUUUACCAGAACGCAGAGGGAACUGGCCUGGCGCCGUUCGACUGUUGGCUGCUGCUGCGUGGCGUUAAGACCAUGAGUCUGCGCGUGCUGGCGGCCCAGAAGAACGCCGUUAAGGUUGCAAACUUCCUGAACGACCACCCUCUUAUUAAGACCGUGCACUACACGAAUCUACUGCCCGAGAACUCGGCCGACCGUAAGAUCCACGACUCACAGGCUCGCGGUUGCGGCUCUGUCGUGUGUUUCCGCACCGGCUCGCUCGCCUUCUCGCAGCAUCUUCUGACUGUCACCAAGCUGUUUAAGAUCACGGUCAGCUUCGGUAGCGUUAACUCGCUGAUCUCGCUGCCCGGCGCCAUGUCACACGCCAGUAUUCCCGAGGAGGUGCGUAAGGCGCGCUCGUUCCCGGAGGACCUGGUGCGGCUGUCUAUCGGUGUGGAGGACGCGAAGGAUCUCAUCAAGGAUCUCUCGCAGGCGCUGCAGUCGUACGUGCCUCCUCAGACGACGCAGUAAAAGCGCUAGGGCCUAUAGUUCAAGUGAGAUCCUCUGAAUUCGGAUGGGGGCUGGUAUCAAGUCUAGCCAUCCUUCAUGGGGUCAACGUAGUCGCGAGGGUGUUCCCAGGCCUGCCAAGAGCUGUUAGCUCUUCGUUGUGUCGGGAGUCUCGCGUGGUGCGUCGGAUCAUCAACCCCGUAGCACACGACGGUGUGCUGCGCAUUUUGAAUCCAAACGUGGACUGUAGUGUAGAUCGACCAAGUUGUAGGAGUGGCGACUAUUUCGACAAGUUAGUGUAGACUACUACUGCAGUAGUUUGUUAGUGUCGAGGGCGUGCCACAACACAAAUACAGAAGCGCGUCA
Molecule: messenger RNA, 2009 nt
Organism: Phytophthora infestans T30-4
Lineage: Eukaryota; Oomycota; Peronosporomycetes; Peronosporales; Peronosporaceae
Product: cystathionine beta-lyase
Exons: 1
Coding region: 63-1667 (534 amino acids)
Biological process (GO): transsulfuration; 'de novo' L-methionine biosynthetic process
Cellular component (GO): cytoplasm
Molecular function (GO): pyridoxal phosphate binding
Source: RefSeq, a predicted model, not a curated record